CCAACUGUUCCGUUUCUCAAACAGGUAUUGCUACCAGAUAAAUGAUGUGUACAGCCCUAAGCCCAAAGGUACGAAGCGGCCCAGGACUCUCAGAUAUGCAUCAGUACAGUCAGUGGCUGGCCAGCAGACAUGAAGCUAAUUUGUUGCCGAUGAAAGAAGAUCUUGCCUUGUGGUUGACAAACCUAUUAGGUAAUGAGAUAACAGCAGAAACAUUUAUGGAGAAAUUGGAUAAUGGUGCCUUGCUCUGUCAGCUUGCAGAAACCGUACAAGAGAAAUUCAAAGACAAUACUGAUGCUAAUAAGCCCGUUAAGUGCCUGCCGGUGAGGAAGAUCCCAUGCAAAGCCAGCGCGCCUUCAGGAUCCUUUUUUGCCCGAGACAACACAGCCAAUUUCUUAUCCUGGUGCCGAGAUGUAGGGGUGGAUGAAACAUGCCUCUUUGAAUCAGAAGGUUUGGUUCUCCACAAGCAGCCUAGAGAAGUGUGCCUUUGUUUGCUAGAGCUGGGCCGGAUUGCAGCCAGAUAUGGUGUGGAGCCUCCAGGUUUAAUAAAGCUGGAAAAAGAGAUUGAACAGGAAGAAACACUUUCAGCCCCUUCUCCUUCCCCUUCUCCCUCCUCAACAAAAUCUUCUGGAAAAAAGAGCACAGGAAACUUAUUGGAUGAUGCUGUGAAACAUAUUUCAGAAGAUCCCCCUUGCAAAUGCCCAAACAAGUUCUGUGUGGAACGACUCUCACAAGGAAGAUACAGAGUUGGAGAAAAGAUCCUUUUCAUUAGGAUGCUGCACAACAAGCAUGUCAUGGUCCGUGUGGGAGGAGGAUGGGAAACUUUUGCUGGCUAUUUGCUGAAACACGACCCUUGCCGCAUGCUCCAGAUCUCUCGUGUGGAUGGCAAGACCUCCCCCAUCCAGAGUAAAUCACCAACCCUUAAGGACAUGAAUCCAGAUAAUUACCUGGUGGUCUCUGCCCAUUACAAGGCCAAGAAGGAGAUUAAAUGAAGCUAGCUGGUCACUACAAGGGGACUUUCAGAGAGGCCCACAUCACUUACUUCUCCAGUGUAGUCAGAGUAGUCUGUGUGCCUUGAAAGGACUUCGGGAAAUUGAACAAACCCAGACAGACAAUGGCAUUAUGCUUGAAGGAUUGUUAAAAUUGUAGCACUAUUUAUUUCUAAAGCUUUUGUAGAAAAUGACCUUUUAGGUGGAAUGCUAAUAUCAAAUAUAGUAGCCAAGUUUUAGAUGAAUCAUUACUCUUCCAUAUGUGAACAUUAUAUGUUUAGAAAGUCUUAAAAGACCUGGUUCUAGGUAAUUACAGAACCUUGUUAAGAGGAAAAAAAACAAAAUUAAAAAAAAACACAACAAAGAACAUUUAGGGUUUAAUUAUAAGUCAAUGGAAUUUAUCUGCACUCUUUCUGACAGACUGAACAUCCUAGAUUUUUACACAUUGCAGGAUUUCUGAUCAAGCUUUAAAAAGAGAAAAGUUAGUGUGAUUGAGUAUUACUAGACAAUCAAACACCACUGUCAAUAAAUACAUUUUCCUGGAAGCCACUUCCCAUAAGUUUACAUUCACUUAGACAAUUGCCUUAAAGAUCAUCUCUAAUAUGACCAAAUACUUUGGGGCUCCUAUUGAAAGUUACCAGUAGGCCCUUUAGGGAACUGCUUGUGAAUUCUCUCACAAAAGCACAGUUAUAUAUCAAUUAAUUUAGUACAAUCCACACAAGUAAUUUUCAUGUUGAUAUUUUGACAAUAAAUUGUACAGUUGAGCCUUCUUUUGACUUCCAUGUUAUUUUAAAAUAUUUUUCUUGCCAAAGUGUGUUUCUGGAGUGAAUCCCUCUUUGCUAUGCUGUAGAGUGAAAAGUUCAUUGUGAUCGAUGAUGGCAUGGACUUACAUAUACCAUUGUAUGCUGGGGCAGAACUGGGUUUUGCUAAUAAAGAACAAAAUAAGCACCCCUCAUUGAUUCACAAAAUUAAAGAAAAAAGCUUUAAAAUAUAA
Molecule: messenger RNA, 1980 nt
Organism: Antechinus flavipes (yellow-footed antechinus)
Lineage: Eukaryota; Metazoa; Chordata; Mammalia; Dasyuromorphia; Dasyuridae
Gene: GAS2
Product: growth arrest specific 2
Exons: 7
Coding region: 42-989 (315 amino acids)
Biological process (GO): actin crosslink formation
Cellular component (GO): actin filament
Molecular function (GO): microtubule binding; actin filament binding; cytoskeletal adaptor activity
Source: RefSeq, a predicted model, not a curated record